AUGAAGCGGCACGGCGUGUGUAACACCAGUGGAGUCGCUCUCACGCGUUAUUCCGAGCGGCUGCGCUUUCGGACUACUCACUAUGGAAAUGGAAACAUGGCAACUAGUCACCAGAGUUGCUGUGGACGGCGCCUCGACUUCUACACGGGCCCUGGCAAAGGCUGGUGCUUUACGUCUCUACUUCCAGUGCUCCGAAGGUACUGCAGCGCCUCUUCCUCUUCCACAACUGCUGUUGCGCCCGUACAGGCGCACGGGGAAGACCUAUACGUAUCUCACUACGCCAUCCCGGAAGACGCACAUCGCCUCGUCGGCACACCGCAGUUGCUGCCACGCAGCCCAGCAGAGGAGGUUGCGUUUAAAAAAAGCUUGAUCAAAAGCUUCCCUCAGGCAUGCAUACGCAACGUGAGUGUGGUGGCGCACGUGGACCAUGGCAAAACGACGCUCGCCGACGCCAUGCUUCGUUUCUCAAACCUACUGCCGGCUGACGGGGCCACCGGCACCUUCACGGACCGCCUCCAGGUGGAGAAAGAGCGUGGAAUUACCAUCAAAGCACAGACAUGCAGCGUGCUCCUCACCCUGCGUGAGACGGGCACGCAGUACCUAGUGAAUCUGAUCGACACUCCAGGACACGUGGACUUUCAGUACGAGGUGUCGCGUAGCCUCCGCGCCUCCGAGGGUGCGGCGCUGCUGGUGGACGUUCGACAAGGCGUAGAGGCACAGACCAUGGCACAGUUUUACGCGGCACUUGAACAGAAUCUCACAAUCUUACCGGUGCUGACGAAGAUGGACAGUGUGAUGAACGACGCGGAGGUGGAGAAGACGCUGCUGCAGCUGGAGGACAGCACCGGGCUGCUUAGCCGCGAAGCUGUACUGACGAGCGCGAAGAGUAAGCAAGGCAUCGAGCAACUCUUCCAGCACAUCAUUGACAAAGUGCCGCCCCCACGUGGCCGCGCAGGCUUCUCUGACAUGAAGCAGCUUCCAAUCAUGCACGCCGAUAGUGCUGAGCGGAAGCAGAUGGAAAAAGAGCUGGUGCCGCUGCGCGCUUUGCUAUUUGACUGCUGGACUGCCGAGAGCAGUGGUAUGACUGACGGGGCCGCAUCGGCGCCGGCGAGCGCGGCUACUUCGUUUUCCUCGGUCUCCUCUGGAACGGUCACUGCCUCAGGCGGCCAACCUGUGGCGAGGGAGGGCAUCUACGGACUCAUUCGUGUCAUGGAUGGUACCGUCACACCAGGCACUAUGGUCACCUUCUGCCACUCCGGGAAGAAGCACGAGGUGCGCGAGGUGGGCAUCAUCCACCCCACGCUACAUCCAACUGCCGCUCUUACUGCUGGUAUGGUCGGCUUUGUCUUCUUCCCUGGGCUGACCAAGAGAGACGUUUUCAUCGGCGACACCCUCUGUACACUGCCGACACGCAAGCACACAGUAAGGGUGGGGGUGAGCAACAUCCCUGCGGCGGAGCUGGGCACUGAACCCACCGCGACCGCAGAGCUGGCGAGCAGCGACUCGUUUGCAGUGGAGCCGAUCCCUGGCUUCAAGACAGUGCACCCUGUCGUCUUUGCAGGCUUCUACCCCGACGAAGGCGUCUACAUCACGCAGCUGCGCGAUGCAGUGGAUCUCCUGUGCGUCAAUGACCCCUCCGUCACGAUGGAGCAGCUGCAGUGCCCAACACUCGGCCCCGGGCUGCAGCUGGGCUUUCUCGGCUUCCUUCACAUGCAGGUCUUCAAGGAGCGGCUGCUCAUGGAGUUUGGACAGACAGUGCUCGUCACACCGCCGCAGGUGCAGUACAUGUACGUGGAGCAGCACUGCGACCCUGGCGACCCGGCGCAACGAAAACCUGUCUCCGUCAGCAACUGGCGGUGGCCGCACGAAGGCGUCGGGGCGUACCUCGAGCCGUUCGUUACCGCAACAGUGCUGACCCCAACCCAGUACUUCAGCGAGAUCAACAGCGCUGCGCUCAGUUCCUUUCGAGGCGAGAUGCAGGAGAUGCGCGUGAUCGACGAUGCCCGCACCUUGGUGCGGUACCGUAUGCCCUUGGCCGACCUCGCUCGCGGCUUCUUCUCGACGGUAAAGAGCAGCUCGCACGGGUACGCCACGCUGGAGUACGAUGACCUCACCUACAUGGCCGCCGACCUCGUGAAGAUGGACAUCGUCAUCAAUAAGGCACGCAUCUCCGCACUGUCGACAAUUUGCCUGCGCCAUGAAGCCAACACGCAUGCCCGGCGCAUCAUCUGCUCUCUCAAGGAGAACCUGCUCCGCUCCUCCGUCGACCUGCCACUGCAGGCGCUGGUGGGGAGCAAGAUCAUUACCCGCGAGACUGUCAAGGCGUACCGCAAGGAUGUCACAGCAAAGAUACACGCCGGAGAUAUUUCACGCAAGCAGAAGAAGUGGAACGACCAGAAGAAGGGCAAGGAACGCAUGGCUCGCCGGAGUGUCGGUACCGUGACACUGGACCAAAGCGUGCUCGCGGCCGCCAUGGGGGCAACCACUGCACGGUAG
Messenger RNA from Leishmania braziliensis MHOM/BR/75/M2904, 2496 nucleotides. Its product is annotated as putative GTP-binding protein. Gene Ontology annotation, cellular component: mitochondrion. The record is from RefSeq and is a predicted model, not a curated record. Gene Ontology annotation, biological process: positive regulation of translation. The coding region runs from base 1 to 2496 and encodes 831 amino acids. NCBI's taxonomy places the organism in Eukaryota, Euglenozoa, Kinetoplastea, Trypanosomatida, Trypanosomatidae. Gene Ontology annotation, molecular function: GTP binding; mitochondrial ribosome binding; GTPase activity. The transcript has a single exon.